Messenger RNA from Chlorella variabilis, 2049 nucleotides. RefSeq lists its product as hypothetical. Bases 1 to 2049 code for a protein of 682 amino acids. Gene Ontology annotation, molecular function: ATP binding; ATP hydrolysis activity; ABC-type oligopeptide transporter activity. The record is from RefSeq and is a predicted model, not a curated record. The transcript has 9 exons. Gene Ontology annotation, biological process: transmembrane transport. Gene Ontology annotation, cellular component: membrane. Lineage: Eukaryota; Viridiplantae; Chlorophyta; Trebouxiophyceae; Chlorellales; Chlorellaceae.
AUGGAGACGCUGCGGCCAGACUGGCCGUUGUUGCUUCUAACGACGGUGGUGCUGGUUGCGACGAUAGCCUUCACACUCUGCUUCCCGCUCGUCAUCGGCGAGGUUUUUGAUCUCGUCCGCGCCAACGGCGGGCUGGCAGGAGAGGGUGCGGCGGCGGCCAUCAACCCAUUUGCGGGCCUGGCUCCUGCCACAGCAGGCGCUCCUCCCACCUCCUUCACCGCCGUCAUGCUCAAGCUCAGUGCCUGCCUGGUGCUGUCAGCCACCGGCAACGCGAUGGUGUCAUGGUGCAGCUCGUUGCUGGGCGAGCGGUUUGGACACCGGCUGCGGGGGUGGCUCAUGGGCACGCUGAUGGCUCGGGACCAGGCCUUCUUUGAUGCUGCCAGCAAGGGGGACCUCCUGUCUCGCCUCACGCUGGACGUCACCGUGCUGCAAAACACGCUGGCAGACUUCAUCGGCCAGCGCGGCUUCCGGUCAAUGUUUGAGGUGGUGGGCGCGCUGGCCAUGAUUGCGCUGCAGCAGCCACUGCUGGCCUUUGUCACCCUGUUCAUCACGCCCGCCCUCUCCCGCCUGCUGCGUGCCGUCGUGGUGCGCAGCUCUGCCAUCAUCUACCAGCGGCAGCAGGUGGCGGCCAAGGCGCUGGAUUUUGCGUCGGAGCGGCUUUCGCAGGUGCAGACGGUGCAAGUGUUUGCGCAGGAGGAGCGUGAGACGGGCGCGUUCAGGGACCUGUCUGCCUGUGGCUACGACAUGGCGCAGCGCUACGCUUUCUUCCAGGGCAUUGUGGAAGGGGCCGGCCGGCUGGCUGUCAAUGUAGGCACGGUGGCGCUGCUGGGCUUAGGCGGCAUGCUCGUCAUCCAGAACCGGAUCAGCGUGGGGGCGCUGCUGGCAGUCAAUGUGUUCAAUCUGUUCAUUUCCGUGGGCCUCAGCUCCGUGGCUGCCAGCCUUGGGGAGCUGGGCAAGGCAGUAGGCGCUCUGGAACGCGUUGCAGAGCUGGUGGUUCCCACUGCAGCAGCAGCACCAGCAGCGGACAGCGCCAAUGCCGUCGCCAGCAGCAAUAGCAUCAGUAGUGAGACCAGGGCUGCGGCACCCAGUCACAGCAGCAGCGGCGACAGCGGCGAGCAGGCCUUGGUGGCGGGAAUCAGCGGGGUGGCAGCGCGUGCCUUGGAGAUGCCCACUCCCAACAGCACCAACGGCAGUGGCAGCAGCGGCCAAGGCGGCCAGGUGGAGUUCCGGGACGUUUGGUUCCGUUAUCCAGGGGCCGAGGACUGGGCCGUCAAGAAUUUCAGCUUAACGCUGCUGCCAGGGCAGACGGUGGCGCUGGUGGGGCCCAGCGGCGGCGGCAAGUCCACCAUUGCGGCGCUGCUGUUAGGCCUGUACCACCCACUGCAGGGCACUAUUCUGGUGAAUGGGCAGCCGCUUGACCCGGAGGACCAGGCUGGCGGCAGCGCGGCGGCGGUGGGCAUGGCUGCGGUGCUGCAGCAGGCGAUGCUCAUGUCGGGCUCCGUGCGUGAGCAGAUCAGCUACGGCAAGCCAGACGCUGCCAUUGAGGAGGUGCUAGAGGCGGCCAGCGCGGCACAUGCAGACAAGUUUGUGCGGCAGCUGCCCAAUGGCUACGAGACGGAAGUGGGGGAGCGCGGCCACGCCCUGUCUGGCGGACAGAAGCAGCGGCUCGCGAUUGCGAGGGCCCUGCUGUUGCACCCCACGAUCCUGGUACUCGACGAGGUCACCAGCUCGUUGGAUGUCACCAGCGAGCGGUACAUUAGCGACACUUUGCGCUCCUUGGCCGCCACCAAGCUCAUCAUUGCUCACAGGCUGAGCACUGUGCGUCGUGCAGACGUAAUUGCAGUGGUGGCAGGGGGCAUGGUUGUGGAGCAGGGCAGCCAUCAUGACCUGCUAAGGCUGGAAGGCGGCAUCUACCAACGCCUGGUCAACACAGCAGAUCUGGGUGCCUUCUGGGUGCAUUCCGGGGCGUCAGAUAGCAGCGGCAGUGACGAGGAGGGCGGCAAGCAGCAGCAGGAGCCGGACGCGGCAGCAGAGGCAGUGCCUGCCUGA